Molecule: messenger RNA, 900 nt
Organism: Penicillium diatomitis
Lineage: Eukaryota; Fungi; Ascomycota; Eurotiomycetes; Eurotiales; Aspergillaceae
Exons: 1
Coding region: 1-900 (299 amino acids)
Source: RefSeq, a predicted model, not a curated record
AUGGACGCUCAAGCAUAUCUCAUCCGACAUGGAUGGUCCGGACCUGGAAACCCACUCAAUCCGAAUCAAAGACCCGGUCCCCACGGCGGUCUCGGUCUGACGAGACCGAUUCUCGUCUCACGCAAACAAAACAACCACGGCGUGGGCAAGAAGACCACAAAGGACCCGACCAAUCAAUGGUGGCUGCGUGGAUUCGAAGAUGCGCUCAAGGGCAUCGGCCAGGAGAAGAACGAGACUCAAACAUCGAACAAUGCCCUCACCAGCGAACUUUACCGGCACUUUGUGCGUGGUGAAUGUCUUGCUGGUACCUUGGAGCAAAAGACUGCUGUGGCUGCUGCGGAGGUCGAGGUCAAGGUCAAGGUCAAGGCUUCUUCGAAGCGGAAGCGCGACACUCAGGAUGAGGACGAGCGACGGGUGAGAAAAGAGGCAAAGGCCGCGCGGAAGGAGGAGAAGACUGCUCGGAGGGAGGAAAAGGCUGCACGCAGGGCGGAAAAGGCUGCGCGCAAAGAGGCCAAACUCGAGCGGCGCAAACUCAAGGAGGGGGGAUCAGCCGAUGCAUCUGCGAGUGAAUCCUCUGCAUUGGCGGAGCAGAAGGAGAGCAAGGAAGAAAGACUGCUGAGAAAGCGUGAGAAGCAGGAGCGGAAAGAGCAGAGAGCUGAGAGGAGGAAGUUGAGGAACUCAAAGCGCACCGCGAGCGAGCAAGACUACCCUACUCCCAUGUCCACGGAUGAAGAGAGCGGAGAACAGUCCGUGUCUCCUGAUGCCUCUGACGAGGCGGACAUGUCCGCCAAGAGGAAGGAAAAGAAAGGGAAAAAGAGCGUUGAGAGGAUGAGCACGAAAAAGAGCAAGAGAAACGACCAGGACAAGACAUCCAACUCCAAAAGGCCUGAAAAGGUCUGA